Molecule: messenger RNA, 1966 nt
Organism: Rhipicephalus sanguineus (brown dog tick)
Lineage: Eukaryota; Metazoa; Arthropoda; Arachnida; Ixodida; Ixodidae
Exons: 2
Coding region: 118-1857 (579 amino acids)
Source: RefSeq, a predicted model, not a curated record
CGGUGGCAGCGGUGUAAUAAUGCUCCCGGAAUCCGCCCCACGAUUGCACGAGCUGCGUGCACAGAAUGACAGAAAGCCGAGAUGGUUGGUAGGGAUUCAUUCUAAAAUACGGGGGUUAUGCAAACACGGACAUCUCCCCCUGCCCCCACCAAGACCCUCACGAUGUCGUCGUUCCAGUUGCCCGCUAACGCAGACGAGGACAUCCUUGAACGCAAGAUCGACGAAGUGCGAGGCAACCUGCAGUCGCUAAACAUAUCGUACUGCGUCGUCGCGCAGCCUGCUAUCACGGUUUCGCUUUUAUCCAGCGUGCGAAAUCUUAAGACUCUGUCGUGUAUCGGCUGCCCCCUGAGAGUGAGCCGCCUCUUGGACCGGCUGCUUAUGCCGUUGCAGAGCGUGACUCACCUCGAGUUCUCGCUCCUGCACGACAAGAACUACGUCAAGGAGGAACUCCUGAAUAUCGCGGACGUGGCGAUCAUACACGACAGUAGGGGAACCAAUAUCAGGAAGAUGUACGUCGAGGUAGCUGACGACGACAAUAUGAAGGUGUUGCGGUCGUUCCUGCAGUACUGUCCGGUCGUGAUGGACCUCCACGUACACGCCAUACGCUACACUUGCUUCGACUUCGGCACGAUGCCGUGCUUGCCCAACGUCGAAAACCAGCGCAAACUCGCGGCGUUCACGUUCACCUGUGAAGCGUCGUACCAGACGCAGUCGGAACCCGCGCAGCCUCUCGACUUGCAGCGCUGCAUCGCAAUUCACGGUAACGUGGUCUUCAGGGGAAGGACGAAGGACUUCAGCUGCGUCCUGCUACGCGACCUGGUCAUGUCGCCCAAGCCGCUGCCCCUGCUCGAGCCCACCUUCCUGGUCGCCGUCGACGGACCGGACGUCGGUUGGCAGUUGUUGAAUGCCGGCCUUCGACACAGCUGGGGCGAGCUACGCAGCCUGUGCAUCGCGCUCUUCUCUCGAACACCCCUCGAAACCGUCUACCCGGCGGUCCAUGGUAGGUCCGACGCAAUUCUUCGCGACUUCUUCGCCAGGCUUUGCAACCUCGUCGAGCUGAACGUCAGCUCCUUUCAUUUCGGCGACGGCAUCGACUUCACGGAGCUGCUGGCUACGCCUGCUCUGCAGCGACUGCGGGCACUGGCCCUCCCUCCCUGCGGCCUGCGUCGGAGAGGCGCCGUGCGCCGGCUCGCCAUCGCUCUCGGCGACAUCGAGGACCUGGAUAUCCGCGUCAACUUGGACGGCCGCCACAGGAGCUGCACUCUCUGCGAUCAGGAACUGAUCAUCGAGCCUGCGGACGCCAGCGCGUUUCGCAUCGGCUCGGGUCGUCUUACUAUAAGCAAUGUGCCGAGCCUCGCUUCGUUGGACUUCCUCGAAUGUCUCCGGGUGUCCCAUGUGCGGUUCAUCGACGUCUCCGACAAACCACGCUUCGAUUUCGCGGCGCUCGCCAAGGUUCUGCGCUCCAACGACACCCUCCGCUUUCUCGUUGUGCAAUUUCGCUACGCCGCCUUCGGCGAGCAGUGCUUUCAGACCUCCCUGCGCCCCGCGAAGGCUUUGCAGCGCCUGUGCCUCCUGACCCAAAGCGAGCUGGUGUCCGAGGCCGCGGAAGGGAUCGUCCAAUCGCUGGCCCACCAGCUGACGUCACUAUUUUACGUACACAUGCACUACGUGAAAAGAGGAACGCUCGGGGAGACCAGUGUGACGUGGAUCCAACUGCCCGAAGGUGACGCGAAAGGCCAGUCGCGCCGAGGAAAGGUCGUUCAGGGCGUGCCCUGCAUUAUGUGCUCAACCCAGACGUUCGUAGCGCUCGCGAAACCGCGCAUUCAUAAAUAUCUGUGGCUAGUACCUGAACAGUAGUAGACCGAGCAGCGGGAAACAGGCCCGUCAUUGGUCACGGCAACACCGUUAUUUCAAUCAGUGACACUUGGAUGCCCCAUGAUUGGCGUGCGUGAUUCUUGUACGCGAA